CUUAAGAGAGAGGAGCUCCUGCCCAACAGCCAGCCAAGGGUUAACGAAAUGAACAGCUCUUGUGCAGGCAGAGUAUGUUCUUGGCAGUGAGUGGUGAUCUGUGUUACAGUAUGUGAGAGCAGGAGUGUGGAGCAGCUGGCAGGUUGAGCUUAAAUCUCAGGAUCCAGUGUCUGGCUUCAGCGAAGGGGCCCCCUCCUCGCCACUCCAAACCUCAUCUCUUCCUCUGGAUGGGGGUCCUUUCCUCUUCGCAGAGCAGGAUUUGACUUGGGGAUGCUGCCGUGAGGAGUUCACAUCUGCAGCUUUGACAGGACUUCCCCCGACUGUCUGAAUGAAUGAGUGCCUUUCAGAGCAGAACCAGCUCCACAUUGCUCUCGGUCUCCCAAGACUGUUUUCCAGCACAGCUCUGGAGGCGUGUUCACUGAGCCAGGACUGGGCAAUGAGCAGAGAAAACAGCAGAACGAAAAAAGCCAAGAGAGUUCAGCGGGUUGUCAGCAGUCCUCGUACCAGAGGCUAAACUCGCUGCCCUGAAAGAGACCAGGCAGGAGAGGAAGUUGCUCCUCAGUGAGAAAGGAAGAGAAAACAAAAGAGAAACUUUGAAACUGGCUCCACUUGUGGUCUGAGCGUCCUCCCCUUCACCCCCGUUAAAUGAAAGCACUGAGGAACACGAGAACAUGCUGAGCUGCGGAGGAGUGGAGAAGGGCAGCUUUUAGUGGUGUGUGGUUUGUAUUGAGAUCAGAGAGAGAGAGCAGAGGUGGGAGGGGAAGGUGAAAGGGGAUCUGAUGCCUGCUGCCAAUAUGACAGAGACCCUCCAGCUCCCGGCAUUGCAGGUCCCAGAGCAACAGGUGCCAGAGUGCAGCCAGGCCUGGUCCAGUUCGUCCACCCCCACCCUGCGCAGGAGGCGCUUCAAGAUGAAACGGAUGAAGAACGUGCAAGAGCAGAGCCUGGAGGCCGGCGGGUACCAGGACUCUCCCUCACCCAACAAAGAGUUCCUGCAACUCCCAUCCAUAGAAAUCACCCCAUCCAGUGAUGAGGACACCCCAUGGUCGAACUGCUCUACGCCCAGCGCCUCCCCGCGGCGCAAGCGAUUCCUGCUGCGGAAGUGGCUGCGCGUGAGAGAGAAGAAGGAAUACAGUGAAAGCAGCAGCCAGCAGAGUAGCCAACAAAGCAGCCAUGAUGACGAUUCAUCCCGAUUCCUGAGUCCCCGAAUGCGUGACGAAAGCACUGCCAGUAACUCGAACCGCAGCACGCCUGCCUGCUCCCCCAUCCUGCGCAAACGUUCCCGGUCCCCGACCCCACAGGACUCCCAAGGAGACGCCAUGGUGGAGAAAGGCUCAGACCACUCGUCAGACAAAUCCCCUUCCACUCCGGAGCAGUGUGUGCAGCGCAGCUAUUCCGCUCAGUCAGGCCGCAGUGGGGCCAAGAACUCCAAGAAAAGCCAGAGUUGGUAUAAUCAUGAGAGACAGCACAUCCGGAGAGUGUUGAGUCCGACGUAUAAACAGCGUAAUGAAGACUUUAGGAAACUCUUCAAACAGCUUCCUGACACUGAGCGCCUCAUAGUAGAUUACUCAUGUGCGCUUCAAAGAGACAUUCUCCUGCAGGGUCGACUCUACCUCUCCGAAAACUGGAUCUGCUUCUACAGCAACAUCUUCCGCUGGGAAACACUGCUGACAGUCCGUUUGAAGGAUAUCUGCUCCAUGACCAAGGAAAAAACUGCACGGCUCAUUCCUAACGCCAUCCAAGUUUGCACUGACACUGAAAAGCACUUUUUCACUUCUUUUGGUGCCCGAGAUAGGACGUACAUGAUGAUGUUCAGACUCUGGCAGAAUGCUCUCCUCGAAAAGCCCCUGUGUCCAAAGGAGCUCUGGCACUUCGUCCACCAAUGUUACGGGAACGAACUGGGGCUGACCAGCGAUGAUGAAGACUAUGUGCCUCCUGAUGAUGAUUUCAACACGAUGGGCUACUGCGAGGAGAUCCCUGUAGAAGAAAAUGAAGUGAAUGACAGCUCCUCCAAGAGCAGCAUAGAGGCCAAACCUGAAGCUAGUCCUCUGCUGCCCAAGAAGUCCAUCACCGCCAGCACGUUGACAUCCACGGGGAGCAGUGAAGCGCCAACUUCGUUUGACGGGAUGCUUCCGGAGGAGGAGGAGUUGGUGGAGAGUCCCCUUGAGAAGGAACUCACCCUUGAAAACAUCAUUGGAGACAAGAUAGAGAUCAUCACCCCGGUGAACUCCCCUUCCCUGGACUUCAACGACAAUGAGGACAUUCCAACGGAGCUCAGCGACUCGUCAGAGACCCAUGACGAAGGAGAAGUUCAGGCCUUUUACGAGGAUCUGAAUGGCCGGCAGUACAUGAAUGAGGUGUUCAGUUUCAGCGUGGACAAACUGUAUGACCUGCUCUUCACUGACUCCCAGUUCCAGAGGGAUUUCAUGGAACAGCGUCGGUUCUCCGAUAUUAUCUUUCAUCCAUGGAAGAAGGAAGAAAACGGCAAUCAGAGCAGAGCAAUCCUGUACACGAUCACCCUCACCAACCCUCUCGCCCCGAAAACUGCUACUGUCACCGAGACUCAGACAAUGUACAAAGCCAGCCAAGAAAGCGAGUGCUACGUGAUAGACGCAGAGGUGCUAACUCACGACGUCCCCUACCAUGAUUAUUUCUACACCAUUAAUCGCUACACGUUGACGCGUGUCGCCAGAAACAAAAGCCGACUCAGGGUUUCUACAGAGCUACGUUACAGGAAGCAGCCGUGGGGACUUGUGAAAUCCUUCAUCGAGAAAAACUUCUGGAGUGGCCUAGAAGAUUAUUUCCGUCAUUUAGAGAGCGAACUGACCAAAACCGAGAGCAUGUACCUAGCGGAGAUCCACAGACAAUCCCCCAAAGAGAAGAUGAGCAAACAAUCCACGUUGCGCCGAAGGAAACGGCCCCACGCCCACCUGCGGGUGCCACACCUGGAGGAGGUGCUGAGUCCCGUCACCACCCCCACAGAUGAGGAGGUUGUGCAUCGAAUCAAGCACGUGGCAGGUUCCACGCAGACGCGGCAUGUCCCUGAGGACAAUUCUGGUGGCUUCCAUCUGCAGAGCGUCUCCAAGCUGCUGGUCGUUAUCAGCUGUGUUCUGGUGCUGUUGGUAAUUCUCAAUAUGAUGCUGUUCUACAAACUUUGGAUGUUGGAAUACACCACCCAGACCCUCACCGCAUGGCAGGGCCUGCGGCUACCGGAAAGGUUACCCCAGUCUCAGUCGGAAUGGGCUCAGUUACUAGAAUCUCAGCAGAAGUAUCAUGACACAGAGCUGCAGAAAUGGCGUGAGAUCAUCAAAUCCUCCGUGAUGCUUCUAGACCAGAUGAAGGAUUCACUAGUAAACCUUCAGAAUGGCAUCGGGUCGCGCGACUAUGGGUCGGAACCAGAGGAGAAACGGAAGCGUUUCCACUAACAGGGGCGAACACAGGAGGCCAGAGGAUUGUGUGCAAUAUGUGUAUAUAGACCAUAUAAAUAUAUAUAUACAGAAUAUAAAUAUAUAUAUAUUAUAUACAGAUUUUAAAAGAGGAAAAAAGCCUAUGUACUGAGGAGGAGAAGCGUGGGUGCAGACCUCCAACACUGGCUGAACUGGAGCGUCUCUGGGGUAGGACUGGAUGCGAUGGUGGGGCUGUGCUUUCCCAGCACUGAGGCACUGUCCGGGAGAGUGCAGCUCUUGCUUACCUGUUCCCAUGCACCUCUCUUCUGUGUAUUCCUGGCUGUUUGUCUGUCUGUCUGUUUUAAAGGGAAGAAUUGGCGCAAAUGCCCCUCCCCCUCCCUGUCUGAGGGUAUCUGAAUGUUGAACAGGUAUUUGAAGGGGACACUGUCAACUUUACCUUGCUCCAUUGAGGACAAGAAGGAUUUUGCUAGAAGACAUGAGUCCCUUGUGAGAGUAGCCUACUGAAUUGAGCAGGCUUUGACCCAUGAGAAUUCUCCAGGAAACUGUUCUCAUUCAGUAGCAAAUGGGGUUUGUUCUGAGCCCUCUGCGAGAAUGCCAUAGCAGGGGUGCAACUCGCCAUUAAACUGGCCAGCCUAAUUUUGCUGAGUGAAGCACAGAAACUGAACCAGGUUUUCCCAAUGUAACAUUUCACUUUUUAUUACUAGAAGCUACAUUAAUGGCAAAGUAGAGGGGCGCUGACAUGGGUUGUUACUCAGUAUUCCUGGAUAAAUCCAGACCCUGGCGUAUCUCAUUUAAGUCAGUGAAUUUGGCCCUUUGGUUCUUUACCACUUGACAAUGUCCCCUUUACAUACUCUGUUUUCCUCGACCCUCCAUGCGUUUGCGUCCCUGUCAAUAAGCCACUCCUGUGCUAAGGAGCUGCGGCUGUGCUGAAAGGGCCAUCUGUGCUCACCUCCCAGUCAGAGGCAUGUAAAGCUUAAUGGCUCUGACUUGAUACAACACCCUGUUGUUUUUUUUCUUGUUGCUCACUAUUUUUAACCCUCCUUCUGCCAAAAAAGAUGAUAAUAAUAAUAAUAAUAGUGGGCUAGGUGAGGGCAUUUGGCAUGUACCAGUAUCGACUUAAAUACAUCUCACCUCUGGUGGAAACUCACAAGGAGAGAGAGCAGCUUCCUUUUAGAAAAAAAAAGAAACCACAAUUGCAAUUAAACGGAUUGAACAGAUCUGUAUCAGGAAGCCACGCACCCUCCCAUUGCAUCGCUGAUCCCUGGAGAUGUUAGAAGUGGGGUGGAAGAAAGGACGAGCCACACAGGUAAUUGUCAUUCAUAGAAAGAAGGCUGUAAAUGGGGCAAGUUUUGGUGCGUUUCCUGCUGCAUUGCAGUGAACCUUUUUAGAAUAAGAGUGGACCAGGGUUAUCAGAAGUGGCAGCUACAGGGGCAUUCACGCAGCAGGCAGCUCAGGCUGCAGAGGUGUGGUGCCGGGUAAAUGUUGCAUUUGUAUUUAUUUUUAAAAGUAAUUUAAAAUGAUUAAUUUUUAAUGGUCGGGAAUUUUAGCCUGGCAGAGGUCAAGAGAGGAAGCCUCAGGGUAUGUAACAUACUGGGCUCGGCAUGUUAGCUGGGCAGCUGGUGAGAUGUCCGUCUAGGUUUGAAUCCCACAGCAGGUGGGCCAUGUUUUCUUUUGUCUUGGAGGAGCAGGAGAGGGACACAGUGAAGUUGCUGGGGCCUUGAAAAUGCCAUACCUGAGCCCAUUGCUCUUGAGCAAGCUCCGGUGACUGGAGGAGACGAGAAGCAAGGGCAAAGGUGUAGGCAUUAUUAUUGGACACACUAAACAAAUGGGAACCCAAUGCGGGUAGAGCCUGAUCCUGAGGUACUGAGCACACACAAGUCACACUGACAUCAGAAGGACACUAUGCCUUUAUGUUGUGCUUUGCAAAACUGGAUGAGUAUCAUUGUACUUACUUACAGAUGGGAAAACUGAAUGACAGAGUGGUCACAUGAGGUGUUUCAGUAGUCGAGCCAGGAGUACAACCCCAUGUCAUCAGUCCGAUGCACUAACCCACGCUGCAGGCGAUCAGCAGCUCUCAGGAUCAAGCUCUAACAGUGGCACAUCCCUUUGCGUGGCGAAAGGAUAGAGGGGAUUUGCGGUGGUGACUAACAUGCUUCCCCAUCUUGCCUUACCAGGUGGAUUAGUUGGUCUAUGGACCCUCUAUCUCCACCGUCUCUGACUCUGGAAGGAUUUUUUGAAGCAGGCGAGAUCACCUGACACAGCCCUGUUUAGGGGUAGUAUUGAGUACUGGAUGAUCUAGCAGGUCUGUUUCAUCUCUAGCUUCUGCGUGCGCUGAAAAAGCAAGGUGAGCAACUGGCCCUUCCUACACCAUAUGGCACUGGCCUACGCAGCUCUAGAAGGAGUUUGACUAAGCCAUUUAUCCACACACUCCUCCUGAAAAUGUGCUAGCUGCCUAGUUUGUCUGGAGAAGUACUGAAGCUCUUUGUGGGGCUUGUUGGUGUCUUGCAUGACUGGGACUCUUAAAUUCAAACCAUAACUAUCUUAGCAGACUGCCCGAGAAGGGGGAGAAAGACAAGGCAAAGGACUGUAGACAAAAACAUGCCCAAAAACCUAGGGAAUGUUCUGCUUUAUAUAAUUUAUUGUAUUUAUGCUUAUUUAUUUAACUUAAUGCUGCUUAAAACUGUACGUCUCCCUGGCAUUUCCUGCCGGAGUUAGAAGCUGCUGCUGAAAUGGGCAAUGUAGAGUGAGCCUGAGCCCCUAGCACUGAGGAAAGAAGAGACCAAGGCUGGAAGUUGAGGUGGGGCAGUGCCCCCCUGCUGUGAUGAGGCUGGGUUUGUGUCCUGCUGCUGUUCUAAGGACAGACGAGCCCAAACUCACUGGUGGGAUCCAGGACCCUGGCUAAGGAAGGUUUUCAUUUCUCUGUUACUAUGGGUCUAGUUUUGAUCAAGAGCCACAGCUUCCCUGGAAGAGUCUAUUCCAUCCAGCAGAUCACAGGCCUACCCAACCUUGUGCUGCUAUAGUUAAGCUACUGCAGAGUACUGUGUAUUAAUUCAUAACCAGUUUCAAACUGGUACAAAAUGGUGUAUCUUGAGCCUGCAAAUUUGCAAGCUAGCCGUUAAGAGUGUCUACACAUGCAGAGACACCAGUUUAACAUCCUAUUGUUAGUGAAAUCAGUGCAACUGUACAUAUAGAGAAGCCCUUAGUCUCAGGAAGCUUUUCCUGGUCCACUGGCAACAAUUCCUCUCUGGCUUUCAGCUACGUGUACCCUUUGUUGUCUCUUAGCUCUGCUUAUCUAGCCUUUUUAAACUCAGACCCUCAUCCUUUGCUUCUCUGCCCCAAGUGCUGUGAAGAAAAAAAACCCAUUUCUUUGCCUCCCACAUUCGGGGUUGAAGUAGAUUAUUUAAUGUCGAUAAGGAGCCAGAACUGACCCACACAAAUAGCCUGGGAUUAAAGAAGACUGAGAGUUAGGUACCCAAAUCCUAUUGCAGUUCAAUGGGAGUUGGGUGCCUAACUAUUUUAGGGUCUUUUGAAAAUUCCAGCCUGAGGUGUGCUUAUGGUUAAAAGUUUUUUUGAUAAUCUAGCGGAGGUUUCUAGUGGUAAAAUGGAGACAGAGAUAAAUGGAAGGGAGGAUACUGUAAGUACAGCUGAGGUGAAGGUUAGUUUUCACCCUGGGCUUUUCUCUCUGAGGCUCACCCUUUUUGACCAACCCUGAACACACGGGCAGACACAUUUAUUGUGGUGCUGACCUGUGUAGGGGAGGAUCGUUUGGCACUCUGCCCCGACAGGCCCUCGUCCUUCCACUGUGAGUAACCAAUCGGGUUCACAGGCAGAACAGUUUGGUUCGAUUUUCAGUGUCUGACCAAUUGUGAAAUAGAUUUUAAAAGGGUUUAUCCUUCCACUCCACUCCCCUUUGUGCUGCAGCUAAAGCACCUGCCAGAUACAACGUAAAUAGCGAAUGGCCUAAAUAGUGCUGUGUGAGAUGCUGCAGUGUUGGAGGGAGGGAUAGAAGGGCAGAUUGUCUGGGACACUGAUUCUCAGCUCUAAUCUUUCCGUAUGUGGAGAAAGGAGGAGUUUCCUUGCUAAGCUCAGUUUUCAAACUUGGCUGCCUAAAUUAGGUACCAACAUUCUGCCCAUUGGUGCUUACCUGAAAAGGAGUAUUUUGGGCUGUAGUGUCCAUACAGUGCCUGUGUUUGAAAACUAGGAUCUAGUUACAUAAACUCAAGACUUACUCCUUUGUAAAACAGACAUCAUCCUAAGGUAAGUGUGCAGUUCAGGUGUGGGCAAACGGGGCGGGGGAGGAAGAGGAGCAGGCAAACAAAUACUCUGACUCAUUUCAAAACUGUGGCAUUAGUGGGAAUGCUGUGUUCCUGUUAGAGUGGGGUGGAGAAAGAAUGGAAACCAUUUCAGCCUGUGUACUUGACUAUAAAGCAACCAUGCUUUUGGAAGGGUUCUAGACUUAAUGUAUAGUACAAGCCACCCAUUAGCUGGGAAGAAUCAUGAUUAAAAAAUGGGUUUAAAAUACAGACAAGCAAAAAUAAAAAGAAUCAAGGUCACAAAACCUGAACCACAAUUUUGAAAUCAGCGUACAUAGUAAGUAAAUAUUUUAAUCUUGGUCUGUAGUUGUGAAUGUCAAUAUCUAACCCUGACAGGAAUGCUCCAGCUUUGACUACUUCGCUCUCUGGUAAAGCUGAUUGCAUGGUUAAAUCGCACAUGCCAAUUUGAAAGCAGUUUCCGAUCUAAGAUCUCUCUCACUCAGUCUGUCUACACCAGAGCUGUAAUUUCUAGCUCAAGUAGAUAUGCCCGUGUUACCUUGAUCAGAGGUAGUGCAGGUAUGACUACCCGAGCUGGAAAUUACAUCUCCACUUCAGACAAAAUCUGUGGGCAGAAGGGGUGCAUCUCUACUAGGGUAUAACCUUAUACCCAAAUUUAAUUUUUAAUGCAGAGUUUAAAAGGAAGAGAUGGUUUUUGCUGCAGGCAUAAUGCAUUGGCUUUACUGAGCCCUAACCUGAAAGCUACUUGGUGGAAAUAAUGCUUGUGUCACCAGCAGCAGCCUUUAAAUGGACCCAUUUUCCCAUCCUAAAUAUAAACAAAUAGUCAGGUAGAGUAAGCCAAAUGCUUCUCUCAUUUAGAGCCAGGCAAUUAUAUGGAUUCAAAGAUUUACUUAGGUGUAAAGGGGACAGUUCAGCCUAAUAUUUCCUCUUAAUGUAUGUGCUUAGUGGUUCAACAGCUAAUUUUCCUAACCUAUGUUUUUAGGAGUGGGGGGGUUGUUACAAAUGGACAGCUGCAGUCAAGACCAUAACCCCAGUUGGCUGAUGUGCACUGCAGGACAUUUUGUGAGGGGUCUGCAGUGAUUCCCACGCAAGUAAAGAGGCAGGUCCAGCUCCUCAUUGGAAUGAAAGCAGUGAUAGAACUGGAUGUGGGUCAGGUAAGCAUCUAAGAGAUUGGCAGCCCUCCAAACUGCUGGAGUGUGUUGAGUUGGCACGAAUUCUCACAAAAAUAGCCUCUCCCAGGGUGUGGCUCCUUUGCAUCCAGUGUUGGCUAGAAACUUGAAGCACAACACCAUGAACACUUACAGCAUUGCCUUCAACUCAUUCCCACUCUAGCUUCUCAGAACAGAUGUGUGCUGCGAUGCUGAGGCGGAGUGGGGGCGAACACUGGAUACAAUGGCAACCCUCCGUCUAAAUUUCUGUGCAUUAGAAUGCUAAUUACACAGGAGAGGAUUCCUUUCCUACCAGUACCUAGGAGCAGGGCACUCUCCCCUCUCCUACAGGCUCAGAGUCCAUUCCUCUUCAUGGUAGAUUUGUGUUCCAGGGCUUGGACACUCAUCACCUGCCAUGCAGCUAGCAGUACCAGAAUGGAGAAGAGUUGGAGCAGGGCAGACUUUGGCUUUUCCAUCAAUCAGCACUGGAGUGUGGAAUUAGAGGAAAUCUCUUCUCUCCAAAUCCAGCCCAAAGCUAAAAAGGCUAGUGUUUCUCUCACCAAACAAGCUGUUAAGUAGAGGUUAGUGUUGAGCAUUUCAGAGGGUCAGUGUCUUUCACCUUCGCCCCAGGCCCAGCCGUCUCCAAGUGCUGCUGGAAAGAGUAGGGAUACCUGAGGGGUGAUCAGCUCUGUCCUCUUUGCCUUUUUGGGGACCCAUCCAGAAGAGAUGGGCUUUUCCCCCUGCUCGUCACAGGCUGAGGGUGGGGUUGUCUACCUAUGAGAUUCUAGUCAUCUUGAGCGUGUGUCUUUCCAGUUGAGUUGUAGGCAGGUUAUGAACAUCCCGUGAUAAUUUGUACCAGCUUUGAGGGCAAGGUCUUAACUGAUGAUUGACAGGAAAAAAGCACAGGCACUGCAUGCUCCAUAGCUCACGCCCCUUCCACAUGCAUCCAGAACCAGCCUUCUCCAGAGAAUACUUCAGUACCCUCGAGGAAGGGCCUUGUUCCUUGCAGUAACUAUUCUACGAGGCAGCGUUCUGGGCGCCUUACUGUAGAAUUCUGCUGUAUAUUUUUGUCAGCGAAGCUGCUCUUCCUUUCACCCCCCUCAAACCCUGCAUGCAUCCUCUGUGGGUUUCAUGUAUUUCAGGCAGCUUGCAAGCCAUUAAGUGCUGAUUUGCUACCACAGAUGGCUUCUUGGUGUGGUAGAAUGUGAGGUCUUGAGAAGCGGGAGGGCCCUGGGUGUGAAAUUACUGCCAUGUUCUUCUUUAAACGAGACUGUAGGUGGAAACCCCUAGACCAAAGUGUCUGGAAUAACUAGUCUGAGAAAUGACUACUGUGAUGUAGUGUUUGCAGGAGAGAACUGUACUGAACAUUCCUGCCCUGUCUCAGUCUGCUUGCAGUUUCUAAAGCAUAGGUGAAUCUUUUGUGCCAUAACAUGCUUUUUUCUAGAUGUGCAAACCAGCCAAAAUGGGGAUACUCUCCCCCUCCACUUGCUCAGCCCUAGCUGAACAUUCCCUUAGCUACACAAGGAGAGCUAGCCCCCAAAACACAUUUUGUAGCUACAGUGCUUGUAGGGCUCCAUUUUCUCCCCUCCCUCACCUCUCUGCUGCAGGACAAUCACCUCUUUUCUAUCCUAAUCUCCCUCUGUCUGAGAUGGACUGCCCUGCUGGCCAUUCCUUGCAGCAGUUUGUGUUAUGCUAUGAAAGGAAUGUGUUUUAUUUUGGUGGGGAAGGACUUUCCUUCUGGUGAAGGAAUUGUAUUUGCACAUGGCUCAGGGAGGCUCCUCCUCCUCUGACAAUUGUUACCUCACUCAUUUUGGUCAGUUUCAUUGCUAACAUUAAAGGGCCAGCUUCUUGAAUCUGAUCUUUUGAGUUACAAGAAAGCAGCAUCCAGAGCUGUGUAGGCAUGUUCUUUUUCCAAGCGCCAUCUAAUUUGCCCUAGCAGCACUUGAAUGUGGGAGACUGGUGGCUGCUGCUGCUAAGAAACAGCACCUUUAUUCAGCAAAAGGAUGGAGCUUGUGCCACAUCUGUAUCAUUCCUGCCUGGGAGCCCACAUGUCUCCCUCCAACACUUAACAGAACAAACAUGGAAGCACCAACCUGCACUCUUGCUACCGUACAUUAAUGGCACUUUUGCAAUGUUACGAGUAGGUUGCAAUGUGUUAUUUUUUCCACGGCUCACACUUCAAAUGCUCCAUGGCCAAGUAGUGCUGCUACAUUCCUGGACUACCUUUCCCCACACAAGGGCCUGGAUCCUGCAACCCUGACUCAGGUGAGUAAUCCUUACUCUUUCAAAUAAUCCCAUUUGAGUAAGGAUUGACUCACAUCAACGAGAGUGGGUUGUACGAUCAUCCCCAAGGUGGGCAUUUCCCCUCUGAGUAGUAACUCUAAACUGGGAGGGAGAGAUACAGGCCAAGACUCACCUCUUUCUUGUUGAAUGGUCUGUGGUAGUAACACAAACUCUGGGGCUGGGCCAAAUACAAAAAGGAACAGCAGUUGUGUUUUGAGACGUUGUCUGGUUAACUGUAAUAAACUUUGCGCUGUGCGCAAGGUGUGAUAAAAAGAUACUUACCUGCUAGGAAACUAGGAACUAUAAAGGCUACAUAGCCAAAUCUCAAUGUAAAGUAGCUAGAACAAUGGAAGAUACAUUAUGAAUAAAAAAAAGUAUUGAACAAACAGA
This is a messenger RNA of Caretta caretta (loggerhead turtle), 11496 nucleotides long. NCBI's taxonomy places the organism in Eukaryota, Metazoa, Chordata, Testudines, Cheloniidae. The record is from RefSeq and is a predicted model, not a curated record.